UCUCUCUCUCUCUUUCUUCUUGUAUCACAUAUAUUUAAGCACGUUCUUGAUUCUUCACUUUCGUCCCAUUUCGUUUUACACAUCCUUUUUCUUGGAAUAGGAAAGACACUCUUCAUGUGUUAAUUUCUUUCUCUCUCUAGAUAUCUUGUUUCUUGUGAGCAAAUAGAUCGAUAGAUACAGUUUUAGGGUUUAAAAGAGGAAGAAUGUCCGCAUAUGUAAGGAUAUGCAAUGGCUUACAUGGGUUGAAACCGACCCUGUUGAUGAUAUUGGCGCAAACUAUAAUUGCUGGUUUAAAUGUUUUCUAUAAACUGGCAUCCAAUGAUGGCAUGAAAUUGCAGAUUUUGGUGGCCUAUCGGUUUCUGUUUGGCACUGCUUUUAUUGUUCCUAUUGCAUUCUUUCUCGAAAGAAAAAAGAGGCCAAAGUUAACGUGGAUGGUGCUCUUCCAAGCAUUUCUCUGUGGUAUGUUUGGAGGGUCAAUGGGGCAAAAUCUUUACUUAAAAAGUCUGACAUUGACGUCCGCUACUUUUGCCUCAGCCACGACCAAUCUCAUUCCAGCCAUUACAUUCAUCAUCGCCGUUUGCUUAAGGUUGGAAAAGCUGGGAUGGCACACAAAGGCAGGUAAAGCAAAGGUGUUUGGAACUUUAUUGGGAAUUGGUGGGGCAAUGCUUCUCACAUUCUACAAAGGGCCUGAUAUCAAUAUAUGGAAGACACAUAUAAAUCUUUUACUGACAACUUCAAGUCAUCCUAAGACUCUACAAACACAAAGUUCACAAGGUGGUCAUUUUCUGUUGGGUUCUCUUUUAGCAUUGGCAAGUUGUGUUUGUUAUUCGCUCUGGUUGAUUAUUCAGGCCAAGGCAGCUGAGAAGUAUCCAUGCCCUUACUCUUUUACUGCUUUGAUGAUGGUAAUGGCAGCGGCUCAAGGCGUGGGAUUUGCUCUGUGUAUGGAGAGAGAUUGGAGCCAAUGGAAGUUGGGAUGGAACAUUAGACUUCUAGCAGUAGUUUUCGCAGGUAUUUUUGGUUCUGGAGUAAUGUUUACCUUAGUUGCUUGGUGUGUUCGUAUGAGAGGUCCACUCUUCGUAUCAAUAUUCAACCCCCUUAUGCUACUGCUGGUAGCCUUGGCUGGAUCUUUGCUAUUGAACGAGAAGCUGCACUUAGGAACGGUGCUCGGAGCAAUUUUAAUUGUUUUUGGACUAUACAUUGUAUUAUGGGGAAAAGGCAAAGAAUUAAAGAGGGUAUCACAGUUGAUGCCAGAAAAAAAUUCUGGAGAUCAGGUAAGACAAGUUGAGAUUGACAUCACGCCUUCGAUGCCAAAUAAUGGAAGUAGUCAUGGCGGCAGAAGUAGUGGCAAUGGUGGAAAAGAAAUCUCUGAGGAGGAAGAAGAAGAAGAAGAAGAGAUGGGGCAUUCUCGGGCGAGUUCAGAUUUUAUAGGGGGUCUUUACAUGUAUGCAUAGAACAAAGAUAUGUUAUUUGACUAGAUAUAUCAUAUACGUAUACAUUUAGUUGUAUGAAAUUCACAAUAGGCAAAUUAUACAUGGAGCAAUUGAUUAGUGGCAUACAUUUAUUUGUAUUCAAUUAAUCACAGUAGGGAAAUUAUACUUCCAUCUCCAUGAGAUGGGAGAUCGUGGAUUUCAGAUAGUCGACUUCAUUCUUCGUGGUUUGCAGACAUCAUUUUCAAUAAUAAGGGAAUACCAAGCUUUUAU
This is a messenger RNA of Olea europaea var. sylvestris, 1700 nucleotides long. RefSeq names its product WAT1-related protein At1g68170-like. Bases 204 to 1451 code for a protein of 415 amino acids. The record is from RefSeq and is a predicted model, not a curated record. NCBI's taxonomy places the organism in Eukaryota, Viridiplantae, Streptophyta, Magnoliopsida, Lamiales, Oleaceae. Gene Ontology annotation, cellular component: plasma membrane. The transcript has 7 exons. Gene Ontology annotation, molecular function: transmembrane transporter activity.